Molecule: messenger RNA, 1085 nt
Organism: Syngnathoides biaculeatus (alligator pipefish)
Lineage: Eukaryota; Metazoa; Chordata; Actinopteri; Syngnathiformes; Syngnathidae
Gene: naa10
Product: N-alpha-acetyltransferase 10, NatA catalytic subuni
Exons: 8
Coding region: 215-853 (212 amino acids)
Biological process (GO): N-terminal peptidyl-glutamic acid acetylation
Cellular component (GO): NatA complex
Molecular function (GO): protein-N-terminal-glutamate acetyltransferase activity; protein N-terminal-serine acetyltransferase activity
Source: RefSeq, a predicted model, not a curated record
AACCAGGAAGAAGAAGAGGAAGAAAAAGAAGAAGAGGAGGAACACGAAGAAGAAUCUUCUUCACUCUCCUCCCAAUUUUUUAUUUAUUUUUUGCUAGCUAGCACGUUGGAGUCGGCUAAAUAGCGCGACCGGCUUUUUAAAGUCGUGCUGUAAUCAAUACUACAAAUGGUUUGAGCCCUGUAAUCUAGCGAACGUUUUUCGAAAAGUGACCAAGAUGAAUAUACGAAACGCCAGACCAGACGACCUUAUGAAUAUGCAGCACUGUAACCUUCUGUGUCUGCCAGAAAACUACCAAAUGAAAUAUUAUUUCUACCAUGGAUUGUCUUGGCCCCAGCUCUCAUACAUUGCAGAGGAUGAAAAUGGCAAAAUUGUGGGUUACGUGCUGGCAAAGAUGGAGGAGGACCCAGAUGAUGUUCCCCAUGGACACAUCACAUCUCUGGCGGUGAAGCGCUCCCAUCGACGUCUGGGUCUGGCGCAGAAGCUGAUGGACCAGGCUAGCCGCGCCAUGAUUGAGAACUUCAACGCCAAAUAUGUCUCUCUUCACGUGCGCAAAAGCAACCGGGCAGCCCUACAUCUGUACUCCAACACACUCAAGUUCCAGAUCAGUGAAGUGGAACCAAAGUACUAUGCAGAUGGAGAGGAUGCCUAUGCCAUGAAGAGAGACUUGGCCCACAUGGCUGAUGAGCUCAGAAAGCCUGGCCCCCGCACUCCGGGUCAGGAGGCGCCGUCCGCUUCCGGCGACCCGGACAGAGAAAAUGAGCGAGACAGCGGCGGCGAGAGCAAAGAGCUGAGUGAAAUCAGCGAGGCCACCGAGAGCACAGAUGUUAAAGAUUCUUCUUCGGACUCGCAGUGACGGUCGUCGGACAACCAGCUCACAAUCAUGAUGUGAUGAACGUUGAAAAGCCCGUUUUGUUUCUCCCCCUUUUUAUUCUGACUUUGCUAUACACUGUGCUCGCCCUGUGUAACAUGCUAAUAAAUGUGAUGCAAUUGUCCGCUAGUCAUACAGUUGGCGGGCAGCACUAACGCAAUCAUAAUAAAGUGAAACACUGACUGUUGCAACAGGUUCCUUUGAAAACUUGACUGAU